Besnoitia besnoiti is the source of this 5991-nucleotide messenger RNA. Its product is annotated as AP2 domain transcription factor AP2X-7. Gene Ontology annotation, molecular function: DNA-binding transcription factor activity. The transcript has 2 exons. Gene Ontology annotation, biological process: regulation of DNA-templated transcription. The record is from RefSeq and is a predicted model, not a curated record. The coding region runs from base 1 to 5991 and encodes 1996 amino acids. Lineage: Eukaryota; Apicomplexa; Conoidasida; Eucoccidiorida; Sarcocystidae.
AUGACAGAGGCGAUACCAGCGGCGGGCCUCGCGCCUCUGACUGCGUCGGGGGACACGGUCGCGGGAGUCGUGGAGGCAGCGGAGCAGCCACAGAACGACGCACUCUGCGGCGUCGCCGCGGCGCCUCUGGUCUCCUCUGAAGGUCUGCAGAUGGCUGCAGCAGGGGACGUGGAGGCGGUGAAGAGCGCCGGCGCAGCCGCUGCCGACGAGCUCUUGCACUUGCAUCUGGGGGAGAACGCCGCUGCGCCCGAGGCUGCGAAUCUCGAGCUUCUGCAGCUCAAACCGGAGAGCGUCGCCUUGCCGACUCAGCUGCAGCUCGAGCAGCUCAACGCCCUUCAGCAACACGUUCAGAACCAGCUUUUGCAGGCGGCCGCGACUACCGGCACGCCGGUUCCCGACGGCGAAGCUGAGGGCAUGCAGAUCGAUCCAGGCGCAGGGGUCGCGGAACGCGCCGCCGGAGACGAGAAAGAAACGGGCCCUGGCGCAGGACCGCACUUUACCAGAAAGAGAAAGGCAGCUUGGGGGGGGGAGAGCGGAGGAGCAGAGGGCGAGCCGGGCUCGGCUGCGCUUCUCCUCCCUGCCACAGGCGGCGCGACAGACAUGAAUGAAGUCCAGGCAGAUCAUCUCCGCCUCUUGGUUCUCCAGCAGGGCGCCAAGGCAGGGGCCGCAGGCGUUCCGCUCGGCGUGGCUGCCGUUGGGGGCCGCGUGACCCCCAGCGCCACAGGUCUCUCCUUCCCGUCGCUCCAGUUUCCGGAGGAGCCGCAGAGCCCCGAGAAGGCGUCCGCGUUGCCGUCUCUCCUGGGGGUGAGCAAGAAGUCCCGGCGGGGGAUGCAGGCGUCGGAUCCGGGCCUGAACAGCUCCUCGCUCUCUCCGUCGCGCGGCACAGAGACAGGCAAACCGACCCCCGCCAAUCCGCUGCUGCUUCUCGGCGACGCCGAUCACCACUCCGCGUCUUCGCUGUCGACUCCGCAUGGGACCGGCGGACACGGAAACUCGACUGAGGCGACGCCGUCUUCAGCGGCGGGCUCGGGAGACCGGAAGGUGAAGCGAGAGGAGAUGGAGCCCAUCAAAACCCGGCGGUCGGCGCGCGCCGCGGCGGCCGCCGCCGCCGCUCAGGCUGCAGCUGCGAUGGCGGCUGCCGCUGCGGGAGAAGCGGCGAAGGCGGACGCAGUCGGCAAGGAGAAGGAGCUCUCUGCGGGACCGCAGGACUUCAGUCAUGCGGCCGUCGCGCGGGCGGCCUCGCAGCCGGGCGCCCUCGCCAGUAUCCCAGCUGUGCAGGGCGCCGGAGUCUACCUCGACCAGACGUCCGCCGCUUUGUCGGGACUCGUCGUUCCCGGACUGGGCAAGGGGGGCCUGUCCGCCCCCGGGAUUCCCGCCCCCGGCCUGCCAGGCGCGGCCGCAGGCUGCGCGCCCGUGCAGGCGGGUGUCAGCGCCGCCCUUCUUCCAGCGAUGACCUCUGCCGGUCUCGCGGGCGCGGCGCCGGGCGCUGUGUCGUCGCUUCUUCCCUCUACGACGACGACGCGCGGCAGCCACGCGCCGGGGGCCGCUGGAGCCCAAGCGGCUGCCGGCGCGCAGGGUGCCGCGGAGACCGGCGAGUACGAGCGGAACGACCUGCUGAUGCGCCCGGGGGUGAGUUACUACGGCGGCCGGCAGGCGUGGGUUGCGGAGAUCAAGUAUGGAGGCCGCAGACGGUUCAAAGUGUUCAGCGUCGCCAAGUACGGGUACGAGGGCGCCAAGCAGAUGGCCGUCGACACCCGAGAGAGGUGGGAGGAGGCGCGCGAGGCUGGCGAGCUGGACCAGCUCAUGAUGAGUUCGCAGCGACACCAGUGCCCAGUGCAAAGCGGCGUCAAAGGCGUCUACUACGACACCGCGCGGAAGGGGUGGCGAGUGGUCGUGACGCUCAACUGCCGACAGAUGAGCAAGUUCUUCCUCGCUAGCAAGUUCGGAAACGCAGAAGCCAAGCGCCUCGCCAUCGAAUGCCGCCAAAUGUGGCUCGACGCCAUCCAGAACGGCCGCGCCGACGACGUCUUCGAGAAGGCGAGGAAACUCGUCUCUUUCAAGACCAAGGGCGCCGCGAACAACGCCGCCAACGGCGGCCACAGCAGUGGAGCCCCAGGCGCUGCACCCGGCGCGACCGGCGCGCAUCCUCCCCCCAGUGCCUCUGCCGGCGCUUCUGUAGGCGUAUGUGGCGGCGCGCCGGGAGGCCUGCAAGGCAGCCAGGGCGCGCUUCUGGGUGCUGCCCGCUUUGCCGGGAACGGCGCUGCAGCGGCGGGCUCUCCGCACCAAGCCAUGGGGGCCGCCGGUGUCGGGGGCCCUGACCUUCCUCAUGCGUCCUCAGUUCUUCUCGCCGCGGCAGCCAGCGGUGGCGCUGCUGGCGGCCUCGGGGGCCUCCAAGGCCCUUCGCCGGGCUUGUUGAACUCGUCCCUCACUUCCUGCCUGGGCAAGUUCGGGGCGACUCCCCCUGGAACCGGGCUCUCCGCGGACGGCACCAGCAGCAGCUGUCUCUUCUCGGCGAACGCAGCCGCGCCGUCCCUGAAUCUUCGCGACGCCUCCAACGAGCUGCUCCUGGCGGCCGCGGCGGCUAACGCCUCCUCCGCGCAUGCAGGAACAGCGGCGCUCCUCUCCGGUCUCCCGGGCGGCGCCGCUGGCGUGCCGGGGGCGGCCGGUGUCAGCCAGAAUGGGACCGCGGGGGCCACUGGAGGCGAAGGCGCGUCGUCUCUCGCCGCGGCUGCCGCCGCCGCUGCCUUCCUGACUCCUGCCUCCCUCUCUUCUGUGCCUAGGGGCGUGCGGGAUCCUGCGGCAACCGCCGGAAACGCUGGGGCUGGUGGAGCGCCCACGGACGAGGCCGCAGCGGCCGGCGCGCAAGGCGGGGCUGCGGCGCCCGCUGGCGGACCCUCCGCUGCCUCGUUCGGGCUUGCGGCCUUCACCGGCGCGGGAGGGGCGCCAGGGGCUGCUGCCUCGGGGGCGGAUGGCGCUAGCGGCGCCGCGGGCGCGGCGGGGACUGCAGCUGGAGCGGCGCUUCUCGCUGCGGCGAGCCAGCAAGGCUUUGAUCCGAAGCUUCUUCAACAGCAGCAGCUCGCUGAGCAACAGCUGAUGCUUCAGCAGUGGGGUGAGGCCGCUGCCGCUUUCGCAGGAGGUGUCGGUAUUCCGCAGGGCCUGUUUUCUUCAGCUGCCGGGUGCGCCGAUGGCGACGGCAACGCUGGCGCGAUGCGAGAUCCAGCUGCUGCGGCGAACCACCAGCAACUUCAGCUUCAGCUUCUCCAAGAGCUGAACCGCGGGGCAUCGCUGCCUCCUCUGCUCGACGUCCUUUGGGGUCAGAACGCAGCGGCCGCGGGGGCAGCUGCAGCGGCGGCGCGCGGCGCCGGUGCGACUCCCGGUCCCGAAGGGACCUGCGCUGUGGGCGAGAACGGAGAACUUUUCGCGCUUCAGACAGGCGCGGGAAGGACGGCGGCAGGUGGCGCUGUCGGUGUGGGUCUCGGAGGCCAGGAAGAAGGCGGAGCAGCGGGAGGCGAGGGCGCAGCGGCCCAGAGUGCCUGUGGCCUCUCCGCGCCGGUGCUCUCCCUCCUGCUGCAACAGCAGGGCCUCCAUCAGCAGCAACUCGCGGCGGCGGCGCGGGGCUGCGGCGCUGCGCCGGGGUCGGGUGCCGCGCCGCUGUGCGGCUUCAACAGGGACGGCAACCUGGUCAUGAUGCCCAGCCCGAUCGUGGGUGGCGCGCAAGGCUGUGCCCUCUCUGGGCCGCUGGCGGGCGACGGCGUGGGGGGCGAGAAAGCGGCUGCUGGUCAGCUUGGUGCCGUCGGCGCCUCGGCCGCGGUGGGCUCGGGCAUGGGUCAACUCGGCGCAGGGGCUUUGCUAGGGGCCGCUGGAGCGUCUGGCAGUGUGGCGGCAGCUGCAGCCGGUGCGGGGAGUUCGAAGCGACGCCGGGGUCAACAGGGUGCGGCGGGUGGACUGCAGACUCCUGGCCAGAACGCGGGUCACAGUGGCGCGGCGGCGGGCGUGGCUGGCGGAGCGGGUGGCUCGCUGCGGCGUCAUCAGAGAGGCGGGAAAGACGCAGCCGCGGGCUUUGGGGGCGCAGGCGCCGGAGGCGCAACGGGCGUCCCUGGAGCAGAUGGCGUGGGAGGCAAAGCGCCGGGCGCAGCAGGAGCGGGAGUCGGGACCGGCACAGAGAGCAGCACGUGUGACGUGAGAGGGGUGUAUCUGGAUACGCGGAACAACGCGUGGGCAGCGACCAUGGGCGUCCACGGCAGGAACGUGAAGAAGAGUUUCGCGGUCGCGAAGCACGGCUACGAGACUGCGCUGCAGCUCGCGAUUCACGCGCGGAGACAGUUGGAGCGCAUCUACUGGGGAUCGAGCCCGGGUGACGAGCCCGGUGCGGCGUCAUCCUUGCUGGGCCUCUCUGGCGGGCGAGGGAGCGGCGGCGCGCUCUCGGCAGCGGCUGCUGCUGCAGGGCCCACCGCGAGCGUGAACAACUCCGCAGCCCUCACUGCGCCUCUUCCAGAGACGCCCGCGGCUGCGGGCCCGCAGACCCUCAUCCACUCCCAGCAGCCUCUGUCUGUGUCGCUGCAGGGCCUCUGCUGGCCAGGGACUGGCGGCGUCGCGCAGACCGGCGCGGCUACGGCGUGCACGCGGCCGGACGAUGACAUGGCAGCUGCGACGAGUAUGGCGGCGCUCCGGGGCGCGAUCCUCGACCCUGCGUCGCUCUCCCGUCUCUCAGGGGAGAAUGCGUCGACUGCAGAGGCCGCCGCGCGCACAGCUGUCGCCGCGGGCUCUCUGCUGUACGGUGCGCCGUUCGGCUCGUCGCUUCCCGCGGGCCUGGCGGCGAACCCGGCGAUGGUCGCGCCAAACAGCAGCGUGGCAGGGGUCGCGGGCGCCAACGCCGCCGAGCUGCCGGUUGCACCUGGCGGCGUGGCGAAUGCCGCCGCCUCGCGUCUCCGCGCCGGAGGCGUCUCCUCGGAAGAAGGCGCAGCGGGCGCCAGCGGGGUCCCGGGCGCCGUAGAAGGCGUGCUGGCAGGCGCUGGGGCGGAGAGCCUCUUGUCCGCGUCGGCGCCGGGGCUGACCCAGGCGGCUGCGGGGUCGACUGCCGGCGUCCUGCCAGGGGGCCCCACGCUGCUGGGCUCGGGCCUGGAGGCGCGAGAGGCCGCAGGCUCUCCGAAUGUGGCUAACCUGAUCGCAUCGUCAGCCGCUGCAGGCGGCUCGCCCUCGGGCGGAUUGAUUGUGCGGGACGCGCUGGCGGCGCUGCUGCUUCAGCUCGACCCGCAGCAACGCAUGGCUCUGCUGCAGGGCGACGUGAACUCGCUGAACUCGCUGCAGGCGGCGUUCUUGCAGAAUUCGCAGUUCGUCUCCGCGUCGUGCUCACCGGAAGCUACUAGCCAGCUCUUCGUGGGCGGCAACGGCGCCCCGGCAGCGGCUCUAGGCGCCGCAGGCGCGGCACCGUCGCUUGUGUUGCCGGGGGCGACCGCCGAGGGCGCGGCGGCCAUGGGCGGCGGCGUCGCGGGGCUUCUGUCCGGCUUGACGGAGGACGCGCUGGUGAGGGAGAAAGAGUUGCUCGCGGCUGGCGGCGACCGUGCGAAGGAAGCAGCUGGCGCAGGCGAGAUUACCGACGGCAAAACAGGCGUGGACGCGUCGGCAGCGAAGGUUGAGCAGGCGUCUGCGCUUGCCUUCGGCCCAGGGCAUGAGGAAGCUGCGGAGAAGAAGGGAGAGCAGGCUGCGAUGGGGGCGGGGGUCGCCGAGGGCAAAGAAGAUCAGGUAGUAGCAGCGGCAGGGUUGGCGGCGGGGCUCCCCAGCGUGGAGAGCGGCGGCGCCCUCACCGAGGCUGCGGGCGCGGACAUGCCGCAGCAGCUGCAGCAGGCUCCGCAGGAGGAAGGGCAGGUGAACGCUGGCCUGAAUGGCAAGCAGCAUGCCGCGGAGGAGAGAAACGAAGGUGCCAAGUCCGAGGCGGCCCCCGUGUCGGCAGCUCAGGACCAAGCGGCAGAGGUCGCCGGCGUUGACGCGUAA